GGGAGCCAGCCUGCCGGGACAGAAAGCCCCAGGGCCUGGGCAGGGCAGGGGGAGGGGCCCCCUCUGGGCCGAAGCCCCCCAGACUCCCACUUCCCCAGCAGCGCCUUCGCGCCCACAGCUCUUCUUCCCACGUCGGGGCGGCGGGGCGGCGGGGCUGCACCCUGCCCAGCUCUCGCCCUCCCUCAGGGGCGUCCUGCUGCCACCAGCCCAAGAAGAGGGCCAUGGCCUGGGAGGCCACACACCUGCUGACACUUGUCCUGCUGGUGCUCCUGGCCUCAGGCUCCUGGGAACAGCAGCCAGAGUCGCUGCGGAAACUGGAGGGGGAGACACUCUCCGUGACGUGCUGGUACAGGCCCCAGGAAGGCUGGAAGACGAAAGCCUGGUGCAGGAAAGUGUCCGCAGACACUUGUGUCCCGUUGGUCACCCACUCCAGGCCCUUGACAGUGCCUGGGAGGCCUCGGUACUUCAUCCAGGAUGUCCCCAGAUUCAGCUACUUCACCGUCACCAUGACGGAGCUCAGGGUGGAGGACUCGGGGUUCUACUGGUGUGGAACCCUCAACUCUCUCGAGUUCUCUGCUUCCAGAGCCAUCCAUCUGGUGGUAUCUCGGGCUCCAACCCCGCCCACCACCCAGAGCACCUGGAGGACCUUUGCCAUCAGCCCUGUCAUUGACAGCCCCCCAGGCCAAGGCCACUGGAAUACCAAGGUCAUCUCCAGCGUGACGGUAGUCCUGCUGCUGCUGCUGGUGUCCACUCUCCUCGUGAUCCUGUAUCUCCGCAGAGCCCGAGGGAGGGCCAGGGCAGGCAGGGACAGACCCGCUUGUGAGGAUGAGGCUGUGCACAGGACGGAUCCCUCCCUGGGACAGAGGGAAUCUCAGCUUUCCUGGGGCUCCAAUCAGCAGGUGGGCUCUGGGGACAUCCACUAUGCCUCACUUAUGCACCUGAAGCCCUUCAGCCCCGAAGACUCCAUCUACGUCAACACCCACGCCAGCCCGAAGCCCACAGCUGACCCAUUUCUGCCUGUGGAAUAUGCCAGCAUCCCUAAAAACAGACCGCGGCACUCCCAGCCAGCCGUCCCGCCGGAGGUGCCCAGGACCUGAAGGUGAAAGUCACUCGCAGUGAGCACCCGGGGGAGAACCACGCUGCUCCCCAGGGAGCGGGUGACUUCUUGUGGCCGAGACCGUUCCAAACCAGCAAGGCCAAAAAGGAGAGGAGGAAGGGGGGCACAGGAAGAACAGUCCUUAUCAACCCGUAGGGGAGAAGCUCUGAGUCUGAGGGCUGUGAUGGGCAGGCUGUGGGGACCCAGGGAUCUGGAUACCUGCCUGCCCCCUCCGCAGGGCCUGGGAGGAGAGACAUCAGCACCGAGUUCAACUAGAUGGGAUCUGAGUAACGCAAUCUUCGCCUCCCUCUCUGACUCUCCCUUCCUUCCUGACCACGGGCUGUGAAGUCCAGAUGGACUAUGCAAGUUCCUCUAUUGGUGACUGUCCCCGUGACAGCCCCUCCCUUCACUGUCCUCUCAGGGUCUCAAAGCUAGGCUGCAAAGUCCUGUCCCUGCUACACCAGCUCCUCCUCUCCUUCUUGGCCUCCUGAUUCUCACCAUCGUCAUGAACAACCCUGCCACGCCGCUGGCAGUGUCCACUGCUCGGGCCGGGGAGCGUCCUCCCCCCCUGCGGUCACACAGCUACUUCUGAACUGGCCCAGGCUGCUCUGCCUUCCGUGGAAACCCCCAUCCCUCUGCUGACUGUGGCUCAGCAGCGCAGUGGGCGAGGGGGCGCCUGCUUCCCCAAGUGCACUUUCACGGGGCCCUCUGGAGACGGGGCCUGGAGAGUGACUCAGAAUCCUGGAAACCCCAGGCCACGUGAGCAGAAGGGCUGUGCCCUGCCACAUUACGGGACAGAUGCCUAGAACUGCAGACUCAUUGCUUCUCAAGGGUGACAUUGAAGGUCAUUGAAUCCAACUGCCAAUGGGAAGCCAGACCCCUCUGUGACAUUCCCAUGAGUCACAGUCUCCGAGGACAGGGGACACGCCUCUCCUGCUCAGGUGGCUCUUCGGGACAUGCUUCUGUUACACAGCAACUUGCUUGCCUUCCAUCCCAGUGGGCCCUCCGCCUUGUGCCCAGGAUGAAACCUGAGGGCCAGGCCGGGCCGGGCCAGAAAGGGAGUGAAGGGGGGAGAGAAGGGGGGGCGGUUUGAGCCCUGUGGGCUGACGAGAGGAUGAGUCCUUCCUGGAGGAAGGUGGGCUAAGUGCCUGUCACUUGCGACAUCUCUGCAGACACCAUCCCAGCAAUGAGGAUGUGGUUCUGUCCCAGUGAAUGUCUCCACGGGAGUGUGACCAUGCAGACCUGUAGGGCCAGGCACGGGGUGCGGGAGGCGGGGAGCAAGGAGAGAGCAGGAUGCUCUGAGUGACACCUCGGCUUCUCGCACCCAGUGCUGCCUUCCUGCCCCGCGCUCCUGCAGCCCAGAUCGGACCGCCAGAGGCAGGGCCAUUGCUCCUACCUGACCCGAUCUUGCCGUGAAAAGCUCAUUGGCGCCCGGCCGGUGUGGCUCAGUGGUUGAGCGUCAACCCACGCACCAAGAGGUCACCAGUUGG
This is a messenger RNA of Molossus molossus (Pallas's mastiff bat), 2586 nucleotides long. It is a transcript of the gene TREML4, whose product is annotated as triggering receptor expressed on myeloid cells like 4. NCBI's taxonomy places the organism in Eukaryota, Metazoa, Chordata, Mammalia, Chiroptera, Molossidae. The transcript is spliced from 6 exons. The coding region runs from base 222 to 1097 and encodes 291 amino acids. Gene Ontology annotation, molecular function: signaling receptor activity. Gene Ontology annotation, cellular component: cell surface. The record is from RefSeq and is a predicted model, not a curated record.